AAAAAAGGAAUGAAAAAUCUAAAAGUAAAACCUCUUACCUUAAACCUCAGCCUAUCUAUCUAAGAACAAAAAUAUCCCCAACUGCAGAAGAGAAGAGAAGAGAAGAGAAGAGAAGAGAACCAGUUUCCAGUUUGGUUUAGGUAUAAGCAUAGCUGUAACUAUUUUUAACUAUCAAUCUAUCGCUUCAUAGACCAAACUAUGAUAAUGACCGAAGUGUGUGGCCUCCGUACACGCUGCCUACACUCCCUCCUCCGCUCUUCUUCCUCCUCUUUCUGUCGCCACGGCCGCCAAUUCGCCACCACCACAACAUGCUCCAUUCCCGUACCAAACAAAAAAGACAAGUUAAUUGUGAUUUCUGGUCCCACUGGAUCCGGCAAGACCCGUCUCGCAUUAGAGCUUGCCAAACGCCUUAACGGUGAAAUCGUCAGCGCCGACUCCGUCCAGGUAUAUCGUGGUCUUGAUGUAGGAUCAGCAAAGCCUACUGAGAGUGAACGAAAGGAAGUGCGGCACCAUCUACUUGACAUAUUACACCCAUCUGAAGAUUAUUCAGUUGGGCAAUUUUACGAGGAUGCAAGACAAGCAACUCAAGAUAUUCUCAAAAAUGGUCGUGUUCCCAUAGUCACUGGUGGGACUGGAUUGUACCUGCGAUGGUUCAUAUAUGGAAAGCCAGAUGUUCCUAAAGCCUCACCAGAGAUUGCAUCUGAAGUAUAUUCCGAGCUUGCAGAACUUGAGAGGAAUAAGGACUGGGAUGCAGCUGUGCAGUUGGUGGUCAAAGCAGGUGAUUCACAGGCACAGUUUUUGGCUGCCAAUGAUUGGUAUCGGUUGCGGCGUAGCCUUGAGAUAAUUAAGACUAGUGGAUCUCCUCAAUCUGCUUUUCAAGUUCCAUACAAGUCUUUCAAGGACCAAUUUGAUACAAGAUUAACAGACAGCUCCCAUGAUGUGAAUUCAUCUGGUGAUUUGGACUACGAGUUCAUUUGUUUUUUCCUCUCAAGCCCCAGACUUGAUCUCUAUAAAUCAAUUGAUUACCGAUGUGAAGAUAUGGUUGCAGGGAGCAAUGGGAUUUUGACUGAAGCCAAAUGGCUUCUUGAUGAAGGUCUUCUUCCAAACUCCAAUUCCGCAACUCGAGCAAUCGGUUACAGACAAGCAAUGGAGUAUCUUUUAAGGUGUCGAGAAGAUGGGGGUAGGAGUUCUGCUGGAGAUUUUUAUGCUUUUCUAUCAGAAUUUCAGAAAGCAUCUCGAAACUUUGCAAAAAGGCAAAUGACAUGGUUUCGUAAUGAGCAUAUCUAUCAUUGGCUUGAUGCUUCUAAACCUCUGGAAAUGGUGCUUAACUUUGUUUAUGAUGCAUACCAUGACCAAACCGGAAGCUUUGUUGUGCCUGAAUCACUUAGAAUGAAGAAAGAUAUGACUAGCAGACGGGAGGUUCUUCAACUCAAGGCUUAUCGCACCAAAAAUAGGCAUUUUGUUAGUCGUAAUGAUUGUUCUGAUAUACUUGACUGGAUAAGAACAACUCAAGGCGAAGCAGUGAGCGUAGUGUAAUUUCAUUAUGUCUAAUCUCUAUUUUGGCCCAUCUGAAACUAAACUUUCACAUGGAAGUAGCCUCGAAGUUUCUUCAAAAGUGAAACUGAUGGACAUGGACUCAGUGAUGGGCAUUGUUCGAGAAUUCACACUAGAAAUCUCGGUCUUUUUUCCUGAGUGGGCCAAAGCAUUGAGCAGAGAAUUAAUGUAUUUAUGCUCGCUCGUAUAUUUUUCUUUAUUUUGUCAGUGAAGCAAUAGGGUACGGUGGUAGCUGUGAACUGUAUAUGAAUGCCAGCAUGUUUCAAAACAUUAUGCUGUCAAUGAAUUUACCAUUUCACUUCUCCUUGAA
This is a messenger RNA of Populus nigra (black poplar), 1864 nucleotides long. Its product is annotated as tRNA dimethylallyltransferase 9. Bases 199 to 1536 code for a protein of 445 amino acids. Gene Ontology annotation, biological process: cytokinin biosynthetic process; tRNA modification. The record is from RefSeq and is a predicted model, not a curated record. The transcript has 12 exons. Gene Ontology annotation, molecular function: tRNA dimethylallyltransferase activity. Lineage: Eukaryota; Viridiplantae; Streptophyta; Magnoliopsida; Malpighiales; Salicaceae.